AUGCACUUCGUGGCCGCCUCACCGUUCACUUCGAAUGCCUUGGCAGCUGCGGAGAUGCUCUGCGAGGCCUCUUCUGGUGGAGAGGGUGCCGGAUGGCAUCGGCCCUGGCUGAACCGUCGCUUUGCUACCUUCCUGCUGCAUGGCGCCACCAGUGCAAUUUGUUUCGUGCACGGCGCCCUGCGGGUUGUGCUGGAGAACUCUGGGUUUGCUGGGCCCUACAGGUAUUGUGUGGUGCUCCAAAGCGACUCUUGCCAACAGGGAUGCUUUGAAUCAGAGGCCAAAGUUCCUCUGCAGAGUCUUUUCCUGACCCGCACUUUUGGCGACGACUUUAUCCCUUCAGAUCUUCGCAUCAGCGCAGGGCUCCUAGGUUGGGCGCCUCAGGCCCUGGAGGCCCUGGUGCCGUGCGCGGACUCCACGGCACCGCCUGCACCGCCUGCACCGCUGCGAAACGGCCGCCGGGGAGCGCCGGCGGUGCAUUUGGGGAGCAGAGAUGCUGCUGCACAGAGCAAGGUGCUGGGCGUUUUUCAUGACACUGGCUUCGACUUCAAUGGAGCGGUGCUCUACCGGCACGAAGCGCCCCUGUGGCCACCACUCUUCUUGCGCUACUACGAUCCGAGGGAAUGGUGUGUAGAACUGGGCUGGUGCUAUGUGCAUCGCUGCUUUCCUGCCCUUCCUGCCCUGCCCAGAAACGCCUGUGAUUCGCCCUGGGAUGGCUGCCGGCAAGGGGUGGAGGUGAUGUGUUUGAAAGACACCUGGAUGAUUCGCGACUGGAUCAGCCCAGUGACCGAGCUGCAUUUGUCGCUGCAGCGCAUCGUUGAGGGUUGCUGUCCAGAUGCGAUGCUAACGCUGCCAGGCGCUCACCAAGAAAGGGCCGGGCUGCUACGGCACUGGCUGCUCCUGGGGAACUACACAGGCCUCAACCCUUCGCAGCUCACUGCCACCGAGCUCGAGCCGAGCAGCUCCUCGAGCUCGGCACCAAGACGCGGCGCGACGACGUUGCGGUGGAGACACGUGAUUGUGGUACGUGUGCCAAAGGCGAGCUCCUCAACUUUGUCCUCGGUUUUUGUCCGCCUGGGUCGCUCCCUGGGCCAUUUGAUCCCGGUGGGGGAUGACCCAAGACGCUUGCGACCGCGACGCUUGGUGCGACAGCGGGUGAUGUUCGCUGCCAAGCACGAGAUGCCAAGUGAAGCUUGGGACUCCUGGAUGACUUUGGUGCCUAGACCCGUGGUGGUCACCAGCCUCCGUUCGCCCUUUGAGCGCUGCGUCUCGCGCCUUUACCACGCGUACAUUGAUCAGGAGAAGGCACCCAGUAUCCAGGACAAGAUGAAGAUCUUGAGAUCCAAUUGCGAUGCCGCGAACUUCACAUGGGGCGACCUGUGUUGCGGAAAUUUCCAGUACCACUUCCUGGCCCUUCCUUCAGAGUCCACCACUGAUCUCCUGGCACGCUAUGAUUUCAUCUUCGUCACGGAGCGCUUCGCCGAGUCGCUGCUGGCCUUCAAGGCCCGGUGGAACCUGACCUUCGCGCAGCUGCUGCAUGUGCAGUUGAAGUCCUCAGAACAUCGGCAGGUCUGUGCCUUUGGGCACCGCCACGGCUUUCAGGUGAAGAAGGAACCAGGUGAGAAGGAGCUGCUAGCAACAAUCAAGUCUGAAGCGGCUUUCUUGGAGAACAACCAGGCGGACCUGUUCUUAUGGAAUCAGGCAAAUGCACGGCUUGAUGCAAUGCUGGAAAGCUAUGGCAAAGAAAAGUUAGAGGAAGAUCGCGCAAAGCUGGACACUGUCCUGGGAGUUGCCCGAGAUUCCUGCCAGAGAAUAUCCGCGGAAAUGUGUAUUGAUUGCCUGCAUGAGGACAUUGGAUGUGCACAAGACUGCCUGGACCGAGUUGCUGAACACAUUCGAGCCACCGGGCUAUUGAGUCAAUCGUUCUUAUGGAACAUUGCGGAUAUUGAAGGGCCGGUAGCCUGCUACUCCUCUUGUCAUAGGUGUUUGUUGGUGACACCUGAGCAACUACAUCGCCCAGAAAUCCCCUUCACAGGCCGAAGUCUGACCAUGGAAGCAAGGCAGGCCGCUGCGCUGGUGAUCAUGUUGCAGCAGAAUGAGAGUCGACAACAUCCUCGCUAUGUCCGAGCAGACUUGACCUUGAAGGAUGCCAGUGGAGGAACCGUGCUACAUGCCGCUGCGCUGAUGGGCCAUAUGGCCAUCGUCAAUCUGUUGCUGGAGCAGGGCGCACCACUGGAGGCGUUCUGCUGGGCUCAUGAUGCAUCGCUCGGCCGCCCUCCGAUCUUGCAGCGUGCGGUACGUGAUGCAGAUUCCCCGCGCGGGACGGUGGAGAAUCCGCCGCUUGCUGAAAGGUAUGAUAUCUUAGCUUUGCCCCGCGGAUGUUCCAAGGAGGACAUCAAACCCGCCUUUCGCCAGUUGGCACGUGAGCUGCACCCGGAUGUGCCAGAAACGGGAAAUGAGGAGAGUUUCAAACACCUGGUGUGGGCCAUGAGAGAACUCUCAAGUGAGAAGGGCCGUCGACGCUGGGGUGUGCCAGGCGACCUCACCGGAGCGUCUCUGGAAGAAAUUUCCUUGGAAGCUGAGGAUUUUGCCUUUGACAUGCGAGACUGGCCAUUUGAAGAGCUGGAAGAUUUGCUUCGUUUAUCGGAGGAGGCUGGCAUUGGACAUCAAAUUGGGUGA
Molecule: messenger RNA, 2676 nt
Organism: Cladocopium goreaui
Lineage: Eukaryota; Dinophyceae; Suessiales; Symbiodiniaceae
Source: the annotation of a GenBank genome assembly